Messenger RNA from Adineta steineri, 600 nucleotides. NCBI's taxonomy places the organism in Eukaryota, Metazoa, Rotifera, Eurotatoria, Adinetida, Adinetidae. The record is from the annotation of a GenBank genome assembly.
AUGUUUGUUACAAAAUUACCACAUAGAAUUCAAAUUCAUCCUACUUAUUCAUUCAAUCAUCUUAUCAAACAAGUUCAAAAUGAAUUUUAUUUAAUUCUUGAACAUACACAUUAUCCUCUUCAACAAAUACUUCAAAAUUUAGAUUAUAAACAUUCAUCUGCUGCUUUUCUCAAUAUAUUAUUUGAUUUCAUUACUUAUUCAACUCAUACUGAUCUUCUAUCUGUAAAUCAAACACAAUUUCAACCGAUACCAUUGAAACAAAUGCAAAAUGUUGUUAAAUUUGAUAUGAAACUAUUAUUUUUUCAUGAUCCAACAGUUACAAAUCAAGCAAUAUCAUGUUCUCUCAUCUGUUCACAAGAUGUCUUUGAUAUCGAAACAGUAGAAGAACUAUCAAAACAAUUUCAACAUCUUCUUUCACAAUUAUUUAUUAAACAUUCAUCGUCAACAAACACAACAUCUUCUGAUUUAGUUAAUCAAUCAAUAUCGAAAUUAUCUUUUUGUCUGGAGAAUGUACCUAAAGAAAUACAACAAACAAUCUUUCAUCGAUUACCUAAUAUUAAGAAUGAAGGACCAGCUUCUUAUGCACAAUCUCGUAUUUAG